AUGGACUUAUCGUAUGCACAAACCGUGGAGCGGAUACGAAAAUGGUCUGUAAAGUACAAUGGAGGAGUAGAUCCAAUAGAUUUUGUGGAAAGCAUAGAAGAGUUAGCAGAACUUGACGACGUCAACGUGAAUCUAAUUCCCAGGAUGAUGCCUGUACUGCUUGAAGACAAAGCACUGAUGUGGUACCGGAACAACAAUAAACAGUGGAACCUCUGGUCAAGCUUCAAGACAGACUUUCUAAAAUUUUUUCUUUCAUCUAGAUAUUUCGACAGAUUAGAAGACGAGGUGCGAGCACGAGUUCAGAAGGAACAAGAAAGUUUUAAAGAUUAUGUACUGGAAAUCAAAUAUCUUAUGCGACACACAGGCAUAAACCAAGAUUCGCAAUUGGAGCAAAUAUACCGAAACAUGCGCACAGAGUACCAAAUGUACAUCAAACGUCGAGACUUUUCGAGCUUAACAGAAUUAACAAUACUAGCUGAUGACUUCGAAGAACUUCGCGCAGAACAGGAUAAAAUGAGUCGACGCGGUGUUCAACAGGAAGUGAUAGUUGGUCGCAUAGAAGUUGAAUAUCCACAAACGAUGUUAUUGGAAAAUACAGUGAGACGCGUACCUACUAUGUCGAUACAAGAUAAACUUAUUCCCAGUUCAAAUUCCGAGUCACCUAUUCUCAACCAGCAGAGAAGUAAUCAGCACCGCAACCAGCCGACAGCUAAGCAAGUAACAGCACGAAUCAUACAAGAUCAAGAUAUAUUUCAAAAUCAAAUGUACCAAGUAUCAACUCAGCAGAAUAUCCAACAUGUCAUGCCAGUAAGAGAAAAUCUAAAACCAUUCAAUCGAAACCAAGUCACAGAAGUUCAACAAAUGCUGCAAGUCCAACCAUGCGAACCAAAGCAAGAAUCACAAAAUAUUAGGCCCAUCAGAGGAAAUUCACAGGUGCAAGAAACACAACGACAAGUAAACCCAAAACUUACAAAGAAGAAUCCCGAAGUAUUUAAGCCAGCACAAGUUACACCAGAUCAGGAAAUAUUUCAAAGUCAAACGAAGCAAGUAUCAGUACACCAAACACUGCAACGUGCCACGCCUUUCAAAGAAAACCUAAAAUCGUUCAAUCAGAAUCAGGUCAAAGUAGGUAAACUUCCAAAUGAAGUUCAAAUUCAAACGUGUGGACCACAGCAAGAUUCAAAACCCAUCCAGGAAAAUCCCAAAGUAUCCGAACAACAGCGAGUCAACCCAAUUCAGCAAAUAUUACAAGCUCAAACACAGAAAGUACAACGACAGAAAGAACCAAUCGUAAUCAAAGCGCAAAAAUACAAGAUUCAACGGCACAGAGAUCCAAGUCCGGGCAAGGAAAAUUCACAGGUAGCUAAUCAACCAAGAAAAAUCAGUCCAACGAGGAAUCACCAUAUAACACAAGUUAAAAUUCAAGAUACACAAGGAUACGUAGAACAACAUCAAGUUCAAGAUAUUGAAACACAACAAGGUCAACGAAAGGUUACAGUAAUCGAAGAUCAUACCAGACGAGUUCGAUUGACUCAAGAAACCCCAAGUCCGACACAAUCAUUGCAACAAGUUUCAAUUAACCACGAUAGUCAACGAAAGCAACAGCCAGAAGAAGAAAAAAAUGAUUCCACACGUCCGAAGGAUAAGAUAGACAAUCCUCUGAUACAAGUACAGGAACUAAGUCUAGGAAUUCCAAAACCAUUCAGCACCCAAAAAUUGCAGAAGCCGAUGAAUAACUUAGAUGUACUUCAGCAGAAGGACUAUGAUCUUGUUAGUAUACACCAAGAUAAAUUUUUCAAAAUAUUCAAGAGCCCAAAGAAACGGCACAGAAAUCAUGCAGGCAGAUAG
Teleopsis dalmanni is the source of this 1848-nucleotide messenger RNA. RefSeq lists its product as uncharacterized. Lineage: Eukaryota; Metazoa; Arthropoda; Insecta; Diptera; Diopsidae. The record is from RefSeq and is a predicted model, not a curated record. The transcript has a single exon. Bases 1 to 1848 code for a protein of 615 amino acids.